AUGGGUAUCACUGCAUCUAUUGUAGCGGCCUUCACCGCCGUCACCGGCCCUAUCAUCACCCUCUUCUCGCACUUCGCGGACUGCUUCAAAAUGAGGCACGAGUCGAAGCAGAAGAAGCAUGAGACCAAGCAGAAGGAGCAUGAAACGAAAGAGAAGGAGAAAGCUGCCAAGGAGGGCGGCGGCGACGCCGAGGCGCAGAACCAGUCACCGACAAGCGGUGGCGGCGGCCAACCCCAGAUUGUUGUCAACGUUCCCAGCGCCGAUGAUGCACCAAAAGGCGUAGAAGCAGGGAAGAAGGCUAUGGAGGGAGGUGCCCAGGAGGAGGGAAAGAAGGAAGGAGAAAGCGCAUAA
This is a messenger RNA of Peniophora sp. CBMAI 1063, 351 nucleotides long. NCBI's taxonomy places the organism in Eukaryota, Fungi, Basidiomycota, Agaricomycetes, Russulales, Peniophoraceae. The record is from the annotation of a GenBank genome assembly.